This is a messenger RNA of Marchantia polymorpha subsp. ruderalis, 4743 nucleotides long. The record is from the annotation of a GenBank genome assembly. Lineage: Eukaryota; Viridiplantae; Streptophyta; Marchantiopsida; Marchantiales; Marchantiaceae.
GGACGCGGGGCUUGCUCGUGACCAGCAUGACCAAACCCAUCUCCCACCCCCUCCGCGGGGCUACUGCCAGCAGCCGGGUAAUGAUUUGUCCGGUGGGAGGAGGCCCCCAUUCCCCGUCUCGUGUCGAUGGCCAUCUCGUGGAUUGCGAGCCUCUGAGAUGACCGGUCAUUAUGCUAUUUCCGGCUGAGGACAUGCUCUGGGGGUAUAGCCCCCGCGAGGUCCGUGGUUCCGGAGGUGGUAGAGAGGAGGAACGGUCUCGGAGAAGGAAGUUGGCUCUCGCCACGUGAGUGCACGAGUAAAUGAGGACAAAUUUAGGCCGGAUUGCCCCCGCGGAUGAGAUGAGACGGGGCCUCGAGUCCGCAGUCGUUCGUUAUGCAGCCUCUCGGUGCUCUGCUCUGCCGGGGGAAGCUGCGGCUGGGGCUGGGGCUUGGCCAGGGGCUGGGGCUCGGGGGGGUUCGAAAAUAGGGCACACGGAAUCCCUCGCAGGGACGGUAAAUAAAGGCUGUGCUGACAGUGGGCGAGUCGAUGAUGCUGCUGCUGGAGCGGGCAGGGCUUCGAUCCACGCCUUGAAGACACGGUCAUGCACCGGAGGGGAGGAUUGCCACCCUCGUCCAGAGUUGCCACAGCUUUGUCGGAGUGGAGCUAAUGCUCGCUUGCAAACGACAAAUGGCAGGCAAGUACGAUGAUGAUGCUUUAAUAAGUGAAUCGACGACAGCGCCAUCCGUCCAUCGCUCCAGUUUGUGCAUGAUGAGUUGUAAAGCGGACGUCGUCUCGCGGAAUGACGGUCGGAAAUGUCACGCAGGCAGGCACGCCCUCUUCGUCUUCUCUGCUGGGGGGCUAUGCCUUCAAGGGGCUGGGGUCGUUCAACUUAAAGGCAGUUUUCUAGUCUUUGCAGGUAGCCGAUCUCGCACACGGAUCCGGGGUCUGGCGACUCCAUCCAUGCCUCUUUCCUCCCUCCUGCACGAGGACGAGCAGGAGGCGCUAGUGGAUUCGGACGAGCUUCGGACCGGACCCGAGUGGUUGAGUAGAGUAAUGUGGCCCCGACAGAGCGCUGCUCAGAAUGUGUGUGACCCCAUUUCGUCCUCAUCCUGCUCCCUGCCCCUGCCCUCCCCCUGUUCAUGCCAUGUUCUCUCUCGUUGAACUGCCUGCUCUGCUUUUCGUUCAUCUCUCUCUCUCUCUCUCUCUCUCUCUCUCUCUCUCUCUCUCUCUCUCUCUCUCUCUCUCUCUCUCUCUCUCUCUCUCUCUGUAUGGCUCGACCCAGCUGGGGCAUAUUUGGAAGCAUACAUGUGUUCGUCAGUUAGUUCCAGAGGGAAUUUUUCGGAAUGGGAGCCGAGAGGGUCUGAGAGCGAGCUAUAUAUGGCGGAGUUACAUUUCGCCAGACGCACAUUUCUGCGCUCGUUUCGCACUUUCCCAGACGAGCUGAGCUGAGUUGAGUUGAGUUGAGGUGAGUGGAGUGGAGUGGAGUGGAGUCGAGUUCCCCGAGCUUAUUUCGAGAACCAAUUGUGCAGACGGACACUCGAGAGGUUCAGAGUUUCAGACACAUGUUUCGAUGGAUUGGGCCUGCGCUACAUGCCAGCUCGCAGUUGGCCAUUAUCACUAUGCUGCACUCGAGCUUUUCAGAUGUAUAACGACUAAAGUCGGCCACCAACCAACUGAUUUAAGAAGGCUCGUUUCGGUAAAUAGAAUAUGGUGUGUUGUCUCGCUCGCUCGCUCGCUCGCUCCCAUCAGUCCAUCUUCACCGUUCCUGGAGCGAUCCCAGUUCGUUAUCAUCCCUGAGCCCUUGUCCUCCUCGUGCUAUCUCUGACCGACCAGCGAAUCUCAAUGUCUUCCUCCUCCUCCUCCUCCUCCUCUCUGCUAGGGAUCAUCUGCAUACUGCUCCUUCCGGUGCCCCACGUCCGCCAACUCUCCCCUGGGUCCUCCUCUCCUCUCCUUUAAUAAAACGAUGAAGACUGACUGCUCUCUCUCUCUCUCUCUCUCUCUCUCUCUCUCUCUCUCUCUCUCUCUCUCUCUCUCUCUCUCUCUCUCUCUCUCUCUCUCUCUCUCUCAUGAAGCAUGUUAUCGAGAAUACAGGGCAAUAUGGCACCACCAGGACGCGCAUUGUGAGAAUCCCGGUGGUGACGGGAUUUGGUGCUUCGUGACAGCUGAUGAUGUUGUGUGAACUCGGAGGAAGUAACUGCGACACCACUUAUCUCAACCACUAACUUCACUCUUCACCUGUAUCGGGCGCAAAGAGCAUUGAUGAGAUCUGGUGGUGCAGUGGUAAGCAAGCAUUUGCUGACCUCGAGUCGAGUGUUUUACCAGCACGGUCUCGUUGUCGUCCCCGCCGCGAGAAUGUCUGCCUUUCCGCCUUCCUCUUCCCAGAAAGCCCGUGUUUCAGUCACUGAGACGCCAAGGCCAGAAGAUAAUCGUGCUCGAGAGCACUUAUCUGGACCGUCUUGAUGCUUAUGGCAUCUUGUUGGUGCAAAUCUGCACGGGUCAUGGAAUAAUCUGACCUGCAAAGAUCGAAUCAUGGAAAGCAGAGUCCGGCAUGGGGAAAGAGUCUGUUUGUUCCGAGAGGAGAGCAAGAGAAGGUCUCUACAUCUUCCUGCUGCCACAAUCGGUGAGCUGCAUCAUCACCACCAUCAUCAUCCGUCCAUCCUUCCUCUAUCCGAUCCAAUCGGAGCGCGGGGUCCAUGAUCGGGAGGCUCUCCCCCGACUCGGCUCGUCGAGCACAUUCUCUCUCCAAUCAUCCUCUCCUCCUCCUCGGGUCUCGCGGCCCGAGAUCGAUCGAGCCGUCAAACGAGAUUCGGACACCAACAUCGACAACGACGAGACUGAAGGCGACUGUCCUGGUACCACUGCUACCAUCACCACUACCAUUUCUUCUGCUGCCGCUGCUCUCGUGUCACUGCCUGAGGUUUGCGAUCACGAGAUCGAGAACAAACUCCUUCUAGAAUCCGACGAUUCAUCAUUUGUGCAUGGUUUGAUUCACUACCAGAUGGCCAUGAUUUCCUCUCGGUUAUACUCUGUCGCUCAGUCGUUGAAGGACGGGACAAUCGUUCGGCACUGCUGGCGAUGAAAAGCGUAAGUUAUUUAUGUCUUCCGUGUUUGGUUUGGCAUAAAGUACAUACGCCUGCAGCUUUGAAUUCCUUCGACGGGGACGGAUCGGAUUUCAUCAGGUGGUGCACUCGAGUGGAUGUAUAUUAAUCCAACCAUCACAGUGAGUUGAGUGGGCCAGUGCCUUACUUGUUCCCACUAAGACCAUUGAGUGAAAUGCUGUUUCGUAAAUGGUACAUUCCAUGUCACUUACGACGCAGCGAGAUCUACGUGAGCUUUGACGACUCCACGGGGGUACAGAUUUGCCAGUCAGCCACAUUCGUAGAUGCCAAGGCAUGGUUAGAGCUCAGACCGGCUCAAAAAACCAUUAUUACAGUUCAUAUCGGCUACCGUCACGAUAUGUCGAUACUAAGUUGACCUUUAAACUUACCCAGCUCAAAUUACUCUCUUCACUUUCGUAAGACAGAUGCAGUGAUCGGCAGGCGUCUUUCUCGGCGAUCUCUGUGAUGAGUGGGUAUGGCCAACCUGAGCUAAUCAUAUAUAAUGACUGAGAUAUGAACAAUAACGAUUACACUUGGAACUUGAAUUAAUCCAGCUCACAUGGCUGCUUCGACGUUUCGCCUCUUUUCAUACAAUUGUUUCGUCUGACAACUCUCCCGGACGUGCAUCCAGAAGUUUUAAAGUUUCAGGUUACUUUCGGACACAGAGCUGGAUGAACAAACUUAUUUUGUAUGCACAGACUCGAAUAGGUGCAAAUUCUUGAGAGGAGAAUUCCCCGACACUUGACGGAUGCAACCAAAAUAUAUCCAUGUGGGCGAAGGUAUUAAGAAGCAGCCGGCUGUAAUCAUUGGUACUAGAGCCCUUGUUGUUGGGAUGAAGUAUUGGUACAGAGAAGCUCGUUAGUAAGCUUUCAGCUUGAGAAGCUCAGUCACUUGAGAUCAUCUACAAUGGCCAUAUCGGCAACCUCAGAAGGAAAAUCGGAGCUGAGGCCUAAUAUAGUGUUACAAUUAUGAAAUCUUCACCACGACAGGGCUCAUUAUCAUAAUAGAACAUGAUACACCACCAUCUAUCGGUGUUUCGACAAAUUAAUCGAAUGGAUCGAUUCGAGGAUCGUGCUCACUGGCCAAUUCCAUACCCGUGCAAAGGCACGUGGGGCACAUCACCUGCAAUUUCACAAACAAAAAGAGGAUAAGCUCAGAGAAGAAUGUAAGUUGAUACUACCGGGCGUGGCCAGGCACAAAAAGGUAUGUAAAAAGGGAAUCGUAGUGGAUGGUUUUUACUAUGACAGGACUUCAUCAGACCAGGAUGUGACAAUGAUGCACACUAUCCGUCAGUAUAAUUAACAGCUGUUUACUAGACUGAAAGAAUCAGUGCCCGAUUCAGUCAGUUUAACAGCAAAAGCAAGACUGAUCUGAACUGUGGUUGACAUUUUUCUGACCAGCUGAAUCAGGCACGAAAUCCUGACAAGUCGAUGAACUUCGGGACACUGACCGCGGACAACGGAUAUUGACCAGAUCAUUUAGAAGAGACUAUCUACGCAAGCAAUUCGUGUUCGUUACGGUGAGUAUCUGAACAUUGCCCUACGACCCAAAUCUUGUCAUAAGAACAGUCCCACGGUGUACUAAAGGUGUGUCUUCUACAAGUUUCAUUUUAGAUGUCACUCCCACGCAAGCACAUAUCCGAAGUACACAAGUACUAACUUCAUGU